GGAAAACCGAUGCUGCAGGAAGUUCACGGAUUUGUCACAUUGAAUGUCCAAACCUGCAAUAAUAGUUGAUAGCUAGUAGCCACACUGAUGUCUUCAAGCUGCUGCAAGUUAUAGUUUCGCAGGCAUCUGUCGUGCCUGAAUUGACUUUCUCAAUGGAUUGUACUUUUUUUUCUUGUCAUCGAGAUUGACACAGGAAAUACUUGUCAUCAUGUCGAAAAGUUUUAGGGAUGCUGUACGACGAGCAUCUAAGCAAGGCUGGCCAACUGAGAGGGGUGGGUCUCCAUUGUUAGGAGAUAUUAAGGAUGGUAUCACUGAAAAUUUCUCAUCAGCGUUGUUCUCUGCUGCACGUAAACGCAGGAGCACUGUUGGGAAUGUUGUAGGCGUAGAAACAUUGAGAGAAAGACAGGCAAGAGCCAAGGAGAACAGAGAACAGAGACGGGGAAGAAUAGACCCCUUGCAAAGGCAUCUUUAUGCAAUAAUUGCUGAUCACUUGAAUUUAGAAAUGCAAGUGGUAGAGGAGUUUGUUCUAGACUCAGAACAGCAUUUGAGGUCCAUGGAGCAGUUUUUUGUUGCUGGUGGUUCUAAGUGUAUACUGUUCUUUUAUCAAGACCUCCCCAUGCCCCCUUUAGAAGAAUGUGGGAGAGUAAUCCACGGUGUACUACGAGGGUCUGUUAUUCCUCGCCUUAUUGUCACAGACGGGAGACAUCAACCUCUGACAGGGAAGUGUUUGUAUUUUAUCAGGGCCAAACCAGAAAUCGCCCUAACACCUGUCAAGAUAGCAGAUGAGGUGAUAUUUGGUUAUGUAGAUUCCUCAGAUGGCCUCAUCUCCGGCCUACAGACUGUCCUGAUCAAAGUGUUUCGCCCAGCGCUUCACUCACUGUCCAACUGGGGUCAGCUCAAUGAGACUGCUCAGGGAAGAAAAGCCAAGAAAAACUUCCUGGACAGCUAUGAUUAUUUCACAGAUUAUUUGAAGUGUGCUCAGAUCAACAGUGACCAGGGAGUAACACUGGAGAACUGUGAGUCUGACAAGGUAGACCUGAGUGAAAUUAAAAGUGCUCCUGACUGUAUUGAGGCUGCUGCUAACCCAGACAUUGUCCUGGCACUAGAGGAUCUGGCUACAACCUGGUGUAAGCAGAUAGAGCAGCUGUUGGCUAAGAGUGACCAGAUGAGGAAGGAGGCUGAUGACACAGGUCCUCACGCUGAGCUUGACCACUGGAGGCAGCUCCAGGCGCGCUUCAGCUCUCUCCUGGAAGAAGUCAAGAGCCACAAGUGUCGCAUGACUCUAACCAUUCUUAAUGUGGCAAAGUCCAAGCUUCUCAAGCGCUGGAAGGAACUGGACAGAAGGAUCACUGAUUACGCUAAUGAAGCCAAAGACAAUGUGAAGUUCCUGUAUACUCUGGAGAAGUUCUGUGAGCCACUGUACAGAUCUGACCCUGUUGGGAUGAUUGAUUGUCUUGGAGGACUUGUAAAUGCCAUACGAAUGGUUCACAACAUCUCCAGAUACUACAACACUUCAGAAAGAAUGACCUCACUCUUCAUAAAGGUGACAAACCAGAUGGUGACAGCCUGUAAGAGUUACAUCACAGAAGAUGGUAUGGUGAAGGUAUGGGAACAGCCACGUAAGGAAGUGAUCGGGAAGCUACUGAACUGCACUCGCCUCUACCAGGAGUACAAGGAAGCCUUCAGGAGGACCAAAGAGAAGACGGAGACCACCCCAGGAGAAAAGGCAUUUGAGUUCUCAGAGAUGUAUAUCUUUGGUAAAUUUGACACCUUCUGCAAAAGAUUAGAAAAGGUGAUUUCUUUUCUGAACCAUCUGGAGACAUUCUCCACACUGUCAGAGUCCAAGGUGGAGGGUAUUGAUAGCUUUGCCGCUAGGUUUAACCAGAUCACAAGCACCAUCCAGAAGAAACCUUACGAUGUCCUUGACCAGCGCAAAAUGGAGUUUGACAAUGAUUAUGAUGACUUCUGCAAUCAAAUGCAGGACUUGGAGAGUAACAUCAAGCUGUUCAUGACAACCUGUUUUAACAAGGUGAAGUCCAUCCUCCAAGCCCUGGAUCUUAUCUUCAGAUUUGAGAAGCUUAACAUUCCAAGUCUCCAUGUUGAAGAAAAGUAUUCCACUAUCCUGAAACAGUUUGGUGCUGAAAUUGAUAAAAUCAAAAAGCAAUACCAGAGGUACAGAGAAGACCCUCCAUUACACAGAAACCUCCCCCCUGUUGCUGGUAAAAUCUACUGGUCACGACAGCUAUACCACAGGAUAGAGGAGCCAAUGACAGUGUUCAUGAAACACCCGACAAUUUUAAAGUCUGAAGAUGCCAAGAAGAUCAUCCGCUCAUACAACAGGAUUGCUCGCAUUCUGACUGAAUAUGAGAUGUUGUAUUACAGAGGCUGGAUUCAGUGUGUGGAAGUGGCAAAGCAUGAAACUUUGCGCUCCCCUGUACUAGUGCGUAAGCCGGGAAACAAGGAACUGCUGGUGAACCUUGACCCAUACAUCUACGAGCUGAUCCGUGAGUCAGAGUACAUGAGGAAACUGAACCUAGAGAUCCCAGACGCCAUCAAAGUGCUGCUCAUCACCAAGAACAGUCUGCGCAAGAACCACAACCAGCUGAUUUCACUAUUGGAUGAAUAUCAGGCCAUUCGGGAGCAGAUUCCACAGUUCUUUGCCACUCUUUUUAUGCCAUCUUUAAGAAAGAUGGAGGCCACACUGAGACCAGGACUCUACAUGCACUCCUGGACAUCACUAAGUUUGAUAACAUACUUCAAAGAGGUGGAGGACAAUCUCAAAGAACUUAAGCUACUGGUGAAACAGGUGAAUGACAUCAAGACAUCAAGGAUUGAUAAGGUCCUUUAUGACAUCAGUGAGACUGUACUCUGCGAGUUACCAGAUAGACCUUGGACUGUUCAGCAAUUUCUGGACUACUCAGAGGAACACACGAAAAGCAUAGCAGUGUAUUUAAACCGACUGAACCGCACCCUGGAAACAUCUGUGGAUGAACUGAUCCAGCUAUUUAUGAGCAGGGCCAAUGUGAGCGAAGGGCUGGAUUACGAGUCCAAGACCAGCGUAAACGCUGAGAACACAGAUGAGGAUGUGUCGAGCAGUACCAGUCAGAAAGACAAAGAAGAAGUCAGUGCCACCAACGAUGAACAGCAGGUUAAGGAAGCUUGUGAUGAGCUUAAAGAGUACUUCCAGAACAAACUGGUGGACUCGCUGCAAAGAGCCACGCGUUAUUCACUUGACUGCAUGAGAAAGCGGCUAUUCUAUAGUGGUCAGCGCAGGAAAGGAAGCUCCUAUGAUGAUUCCAGCAGUAAUGUCAGCUCCAGUUUUCCCUUCAUCAUAACAAGUAUUACACUGGCAAUUCCUAAUGUAGUGCUGAAGCCAAGUCUGGAUGACAUUCAGCAGGCCAUCAACAAGGUGACCCAGUUUGUGCUGGAUGUGAGUAAGGGGGUGUACCAGUGGGGACACAAUAUUCUGACUGAGGCCUCAGACCCACUGGACUCACAGAGAUCAGACCAUGCCCAGAAUCAUUCUGUGAAAAACUACCACAAGAAUGUGCUGGAGAACAAAGAUGUGAACAAGUACCUGAUGAUGCUCUCCUCUGCUGUCAACUCCUUCAAACCUGAGAUGAUGGAAUCUCUGUCACAGUACAACGAAUUCAGCUUCUUGUGGGAGGAGGACCGAGAUGACACAGUGGCUAACUUUGCUGCCAAUGACCCAAUAUUGUCAGAGUAUAAAAAUCAAGUAGAGAAGUUCACCAGGCUUGAAGCGGAGGUAGAGGAAAUUCAGCCAUCAUUCAUUGUAGGACCAGUAGAGUUAGUGACAGACAAUUUAAAGCUGGCCCUUAUCGUAGAGAUACAUGCUUGGAGGCUGCUGUAUGGAAAAAAUCUGAAUGCCAAAUACCGUGUAAAGAUGGAAGAGAUCCAGACAUUUAUAGAGGAGUAUGAAAAGCGUCUGAGCAGGCCCAUAAAGGAUCUGGAGGAUGUACGAGAGGCGAUGGGAGCAUUGGCACGAAUCAGGGAGGAUCACAUCAAGAUUGACAUGACACUUGGUCCUAUUGAGGAGUGUUACAGUAUGCUGUAUGCCUUUGGAGUUUCGGUGCCAAAAGAGGAGACUGACAAAGUGGAUACUUUAAGAUAUUCUUUUGAGAAAUUGCUCUUACAGGCUGGCCAUGUACAAGAUGAGCUUGUGAGGCUUCAGCCAGGCUUUAAGACAGAACUCCUGGAAUCUGUCAUUGUGUUUCAACAUGACCAGGGAGAAUUCUUGGAAGAUUAUGAUUCUAGUGGACCUAUGGCAGAGGGAAUCACUCCAACCGAGGCCAAUGACAGGCUGGUAACAUUCCAGAGUCGUUUUGAUGAUCUGUGGAACAAGUUUUCAAUUUACUCAGCUGGUGAGGAGUUGUUUGGUUUACCAGUGACCGAAUACCCCAGGCUCGGCGUGGUGAAAAAGGAGUUAAGCCUGUUACAGAAGCUGUAUGGAUUGUACAACACUGUCAUGGUCAGCAUUAACAGCUACUACGACAUACCGUGGACAGAGGUGGACAUUGAGAAGAUCAACGCAGAGCUCUCUGACCUCCAGAACAGAUGUCGUCGUUUACCCAAAGCCUUAAGAGAGUGGCAGGCCUACUUGGACUUAAAGAAGAAAAUUGACGACUUCAGUGAGAGUUGUCCUCUCCUUGAGAUGAUGGCUAACAAAUCGAUGAUGACUCGCCACUGGGCCAGAAUGUCUGAUUUGACGGGACACAGUUUUGAUGUGGAAUCUGACAGCUUUUUGCUGAGGGACAUCAUGAAAGCUCCACUCCUAAAGUACAAGGAAGAUGUUGAGGACAUCUGCAUCUCGGCUGUAAAGGAAAAGGAUAUAGAGGCUAAGCUAAACCAGGUUGUGGCAGACUGGAGUAACAGGGAGCUUAGUUUUGCUAAUUUCAAGGCACGAGGGGAACUGCUGCUGAAGGGAGCAGAGACAAUGGAGAUCAUCUCAAUGCUAGAGGACAGUCUCAUGGUGCUGGGCUCAUUGCUCAGCAAUAGGUACAACACUCCAUUCAAGAAGAAGAUUCAGCUGUGGGUGCAGAACCUGUCUAACACAUAUGACAUCCUGGAGAACUGGCUGAUUGUACAGAACCUCUGGGUCUACCUGGAAGCUGUGUUUGUGGGUGGGGACAUCGCUAAACAACUGCCUCAGGAAGCCAAAAGAUUUGGAAAUAUUGACAAGUCAUGGACAAAGAUUAUGGUGCGAGCUCAUGAAGACCUGAAUGUGGUGACAUGCUGUGUAGGGGAUGAAACUCUGGGCCAGUUACUGCCCCAUCUUCUCGAGCAGCUGGAAAUCUGUCAGAAGUCUCUCACAGGCUACCUGGAGAGUAAGAGGCUGCUGUUCCCACGGUUCUUCUUCAUCUCAGAUCCUGCACUGCUUGAGAUUCUUGGUCAGGCCAGUGACCCUCAUACCAUACAGGCUCACCUGCUUGGAAUAUUUGAGAAUGUGAAUGAGGUGGAGUUCCAUUUGAAGGAGACGGACAAGAUUUUGUCAGUGAUAUCUAAGGAAGGAGAAAUGAUUCCUUUGGAAAAGCCAGUGAAGGCUCAGGGUAAUGUGGAGAUGUGGCUGGGCACUCUGUUGAAGGAACAGCAGAAAUCUCUCCACGCUGUCAUCAGGGAAGCCUUCAGAGUGAUCACAGCCCCAGAAUUUGAGCUUCUAAACUUCCUCAAUUCAUAUCCAGCACAGGUUGGCUUGCUGGGAAUACAGAUGAUUUGGACUCGAGAUGCUGAAGAAGCCCUGAAGUACGCCAGGCACGAGAAACGCAUCAUGCCCGAGACCAACCAGAAGUUCCUGGACUUACUGAACCGACUGAUAGAACAGACCACACAUGACCUGACCAAGGUGGAGCGUGUGAAGUACGAGACCCUCGUCACCAUCCACGUUCAUCAGAGGGACAUCUUUGAUGAUCUGGUGAGGAUGCACAUUAAAUCAGCGACAGACUUUGAGUGGCUGAAGCAGGCUAGAUUCUACUUCAAUGAGGACACAGAUCAGUGUAUUGUUAAGAUCACAGAUGUGGAUUUCAUCUAUCAGAAUGAGUUUUUAGGAUGUACAGACAGGCUGGUCAUCACACCUCUGACUGACAGAUGUUACAUCACUCUGGCCCAGGCCCUGGGGAUGUCAAUGGGUGGGGCACCUGCUGGCCCUGCUGGGACAGGCAAAACAGAGACUACCAAGGACAUGGGCAAGGCACUUGGCAAAUACGUCGUUGUCUUCAACUGUUCUGAUCAGAUGGACUUCAGAGGUCUCGGCAGAAUCUACAAAGGUUUGGCCCAGUCUGGCUCAUGGGGCUGUUUUGACGAGUUCAACAGGAUAGAACUGCCUGUGUUGUCAGUAGCUGCCCAGCAGAUCUACAUUGUACUGACUGCCAAAAAGGAGAGGAAAAGGGAGUUUGUGUUCACUGAUGGCGAUAUAGUAGAGCUCAACCCAGAGUUUGGCAUUUUCUUGACCAUGAAUCCUGGGUAUGCCGGCCGACAGGAGCUGCCAGAAAACUUGAAGAUUCAGUUCAGGACUGUGGCUAUGAUGGUGCCUGACAGACAGAUUAUUAUGAGAGUUAAACUGGCUGCAUGUGGCUUCCAAGAGAAUGUUAUUCUGGCUCAGAAGUUCUUUACACUGUACAAACUGUGUGAGGAGCAGUUGUCCAAACAGGUUCACUAUGAUUUUGGAUUGAGGAACAUUCUGUCUGUAUUGAGAACUCUGGGAGCCAACAAGCGUGCCCGACCAAAUGACACAGAGAGUACCAUUGUGAUGAGAGUACUGAGAGAUAUGAACCUCUCCAAACUUGUGGAUGAAGAUGAACCUCUGUUCAUGAGUUUAAUUGCUGAUUUGUUCCCUGGAAUUCAACUGGACAGUGCCAGCUAUGAUGAGCUUCAGGUUGCCAUUGGAAACCAGGUGGAAGAAGCAGGACUUGUCAACCACCCUUCAUGGAAUCUCAAAGUCAUUCAGCUUUUUGAGACCCAGCGUGUACGUCACGGGAUGAUGACCCUGGGGCCAAGUGGUGCGGGAAAGUCAUGCUGUAUCCAUGUACUGAUGAAGGCUAUGACUGACUGCGGCACUGCCCACAGAGAGAUGAGGAUGAACCCCAAGGCUAUCACAGCUCCGCAGAUGUUUGGUCGGCUAGAUGUUGCCACCAAUGACUGGACUGAUGGCAUUUUCUCUACGCUCUGGAGGAGGACACUGAAGGCCAAGAAAGGUGAACAUGUCUGGAUUGUGCUGGAUGGGCCAGUAGAUGCCAUCUGGAUUGAGAAUCUGAACUCUGUGCUGGAUGAUAACAAAACCUUGACACUGGCCAAUGGUGAUCGUAUUCCCAUGUCCCCCACAUGUAAGAUCGUGUUUGAGGUGCACAACAUUGACAAUGCCUCCCCAGCUACUGUCUCCAGGAACGGUAUGGUGUACAUGAGCUCCUCCGCUCUGGACUGGAGGCCCAUUCUACAGGGCUGGCUGAAGAGUCGAAACGCAUCUGAGGGAGAAGUUCUACUGAAUCUGUUUGACAGAAUAUUUGAUGACCUCUUCACCUAUGUCAAUACCAGUUUGAAUGCCAAGAUGGUGAUCCUGCAGUGUAACCAGAUAAAACAGGCGUGUGACUUGCUGGAAGGACUGAUCCCAACGAAGGAUGAGCGUGGCAGUCUGUCCUCAUACCACCUAGAGAAGCUGUUCAUCUUCAGUCUGAUGUGGAGUCUGGGAGCCCUACUGGAGCUGGAUGAUCGUGCCAAGAUGGAGGAAUUCAUGCUGGGCCACACGGAAAGCAACCUCGACAUGCCACCCAUCAAACAGGGAGAAACCAUCUUUGAGUAUGUCGUGGACGAACAUGGUGAGUGGGAGCACUGGACCAAGAGGGUAGAAGAAUACAUCUACCCACCUGACUCGGUGCCAGAGUUCUCUAGUAUACUCGUUCCCAAUGUGGACAAUGUCAGGACAAACUUCCUCAUUGACACCAUCGCCAAACAGAAUAAGGCAGUUUUACUGAUAGGAGAGCAGGGAACUGCUAAAACAGUCAUGAUUAAGGGUUACAUGAUGGGCUACAAUCCUGACAAGCAGUUGGGCAAAAGUUUCAACUUCUCAUCUGCCUCAACACCACUCAUGUUUCAGAGGACUGUGGAGAGCUAUGUGGAGAAGAGAGUGGGCUCCACAUAUGGUCCACCGGGCGGCCGCAGGAUGACCGUUUUUGUUGAUGAUGUCAACAUGCCAAUCAUCAAUGAAUGGGGAGAUCAGGUGACCAAUGAAAUCACACGACAAAUGAUGGAGAUGCAUGGAAUGUACAGUGUGGACAAGCCUGGAGAGUUCAUCUCUAUUGUGGACAUUCAAUUCAUCGCAGCCAUGAUCCACCCAGGGGGAGGGAGGAAUGACAUCCCAGAGAGACUAAAGAGGCAGUUCUCCAUCUUCAACUGUACCCUCCCCUCUAAUAACUCCAUUGACAAGAUAUUUGGAAUAAUUGGAUGUGGAUAUUUCUGCCCAAACCGCUUUGAGCAGGUUGUUUGUGAUGUGACACAGCUCCUUAUUGCAGCCACUCGUGUUCUCUGGCAGAUGGUGAAGGUUAAGAUGCUACCUACCCCAGCAAAGUUCCAUUACAUAUUCAAUUUGAGGGAUUUGUCUCGUAUUUGGGAAGGAAUGCUGAAAAUAAAAUCUCAGGAAUGCCAGACAGCUGAGAUGCUGAUUGCUCUGUGGAAACAUGAGUGUACUAGGGUUAUUGCUGAUCGAUUCACCAACCCCGAAGACAAGAAGUGGUUCCAGGAUGCCUUGGUCUCAGUGACAAGGACCAGCAUCAGUGAAGACUUUAUUCCCAUUGUCCAGGAGGAAAGUUACUUUGUGGACUUCCUACGAGAAGCCCCAGAGCCCACUGGUGAUGAGGGUGAUGAUGCAGACUUCGCCGCUCCUAAGAUCUAUGAAAAGGUGCCAGAUUUUGAGUUCCUGAAUGAGAAGCUGCAGAUGUUCAUGGCAAGUUACAACGACACCACUGUGGCUGGACAUAUGGACAUGGUAUUCUUCAAGGACGCUAUGGUGCAUCUUGUCAAGAUCUCCCGUAUUAUCCGCACACCCAGAGGGAAUGCCCUUCUUGUUGGGGUGGGAGGUUCAGGCAAGCAGUCCCUUACCAGGCUCGCCUCCUUUAUAGCAGAUUACAAGAUCUUCCAGAUCACACUCUCAAGAUCAUACAAUGUGACAAACCUGAUGGAGGACCUUAAGUUCAUGUACCGUGUGGCUGGGGGUAAGGGACAGGGCAUCACCUUCCUCUUCACUGACAAUGAGAUCAAAGACGAGGCCUUUCUCGAGUACCUCAACAAUGUGCUCAGUUCUGGAGAGGUUUCCAACCUGUUUGCCCGAGAUGAGUUGGAUGAGAUCACCCAGGACCUGAUUAGCGUGAUGAAGGAAGAACAACCAAAGCGACCUCCGACACAGGAGAACCUAUAUGACUUCUUCAUCUCCAGAGCCCGUAAUAACCUCCACACCGUUCUCUGCUUCUCUCCCGUAGGAGAAAAGUUCCGUAACCGCUCACUGAUGUUCCCAGGCCUCAUCUCUGGAUACAUGGACUGGUUCUCUCGUUGGCCACGUGACGCUCUGGUCGCCGUAUCUAACCACUUCCUCAGCUCGUUCAACAUCAUCUGUACUCCUGAAGUCAAGUCCCAGCUGGUGCAGAGCAUGGGUGUGGUCCAUGACAAUGUAGCUUCUUUCUGUGUCAGUUACUUUGAAAGGUACCGUCGUCAAACUCAUGUCACACCAAAAUCAUUGUCCUUCUUGGAUGGCUACAAGACCGUUUACAAAGAGAAACACGAGCACAUUGGAUUGGCCUCUCGUAUGAACACUGUAGAGAAGUUGAUCGAGGCCAGCGAGUCUGUCGAUCAGCUGUCUAAAGAACUGAUUGUCAAAGAGAAAGAGUUGGCUGUGGCUAAUGUAAAGGCUGAUAAGGUGCUGGAGGAGGUGACUGUCAGUGCUCAGGCAGCAGAGAAAGUAAAGGCAUCUGUACAGAAAGUUAAGGACAGGGCACAGAGGAUUGUGGGGAUUGCGGUGGAGAAAGCAUUCGCUGAGGAGAAGUUAGAGGCUGCUAAGCCAGCUCUCUUGGAGGCAGAACUUGCUCUCCAGACAAUCAAGCCGGCUGACAUCUCCACAGUGAAGAAACUGGGUAAACCCCCACAUCUGAUUAUGAGGAUCAUGGACUGUGUACUCAUCCUGUUCCAAAGGAAGAUUGACUCUGUCACACCUGACCCAGAGAGACCCUGUCCUAAACCCUCUUGGAGCGAAUCUCUAAAGCUGAUGAGUGGCUCUGGCUUUCUGGGAACUCUCAUGUCUUUCCCUAAGGACAGCAUAAAUGAAGAGACUGUGGAGUUACUGCAGGUCUACCAGAACAUGGACGAUUACACUCUAGAACAAGCCAAGAAAGUCUGUGGUAGUGUGUCAGGUCUGCUGUCCUGGACAACUGCCAUGGCCUUUUUCUUUGGUAUCAACAAAGAGGUCCUGCCAUUGAAGGCAAACCUGACACAACAAGAAGCUAAAUUGCAUGCAGCAGAAACUGAGUUAGCAGCUGCUCAGGCCCAGUUAGAUGAGAAACAGAAAGAACUGGAUGUUGUUCAGGCUGUGUAUGAUGCUGCCAUGAAAGAAAAACAGGACCUUCUGGAUGAUGCCGAAUCCUGCAGGAAAAAGAUGGAUGCUGCCUCAGCGCUGAUUGGAGGAUUGGGUGGAGAGAGAAUCAGAUGGACUGCUCAGAGGAAAGAGUUUAAGUCACAGAUUGAUAGGCUUGUGGGUGAUGUUCUGCUCUGUACUGGCUUCCUGUCCUACUCUGGACCAUUCAAUCAGGAGUUCCGCACCAAACUGCAAGACAACUGGCAGAAAGAACUGUCCAUCAGGAAGAUCCCAUUCACUAAAGAUCUGGUCAUGACACAGGUGCUGGUUGACCCGGCUACGAUAGGAGAAUGGAACCUGCAGGGCCUGCCUAAUGAUGACCUGUCGGUACAGAAUGGAAUUAUCACGACCAAAGCUGCUCGCUAUCCACUUCUGAUAGAUCCUCAAGGCCAGGGCAAAGCUUGGAUCAAAAACAGAGAGAAAGAUCACGAGCUACAGGUGACAUCUUUGAACCACAAGUAUUUCCGCUCCCACCUGGAGGAUGCCCUCUCCCUGGGCCGACCGUUACUGCUGGAAGAUGUGGAGGAAGAACUAGACCCAGCUCUGGACAAUAUCCUGGAGAAAAACUUUAUUAAACAGGGCAGCUGCUUCAAGGUGAAAGUGGGUGACAAGGAGUGUGAUGUGAUGAAGGGGUUUUACCUGUACAUCACCACAAAGCUGCCCAAUCCUGCCUACACUCCUGAGGUGAGUGCCAGAACAUCCAUCAUAGACUUCACUGUGACCAUGAAGGGUCUGGAGGACCAGCUACUGGGCAGAGUCAUUCUCACAGAGAAACAGGAACUGGAGGCUGGCACCCGCUUGAUGGAGGAUGUGACGGCCAACAAGAGGAAGAUGAGCGAGUUGGAGGACAACCUGCUCUACAAACUGACCAGUACCAAGGGUUCCCUGGUGGAAGACGAAUCCCUAAUUCAUGUGCUGGCCACAACCAAGAUCACUGCUGCUGAAGUCAGUGAGAAGCUUACCAUUGCCGCGGACACAGAAAUCAAGAUUAACGAAGCUCGAGAAGAAUUCCGUCCAGGUAUGUAACGUGGGAGCAUCCUGUACUUUCUGAUCUGUGACAUGAGUAUGGUGAACAGCAUGUACCAGACCUCCCUCAAACAGUUCCUUGGCGUCUUUGAUCUCUCCAUGGCAAGAAAUCCUCCUAUGACGUCUAAACGUAUUGCCAACAUAAUUGAGUACAUGACAUAUGAGAUGUUUUGCUACACGUGCCGAGGCUUGUAUGAAAGUCACAAGUUUCUCUUCACUCUGCUGGUUACCCUCAAGAUUGACCUGCAGAGUAAACCGCAUUAAGUCAGAGGAGUUCCAACAUUCAUUAAAGGUGGAGCUGCGUUGGACCUGAAUGCUGUCACCCCCAAGUCCAGUAAGUGGAUCCUCGACAUGACCUGGCUCAACCUGGUCCAGCUGAGUGCUUUGCCACAGUUCUCAGAGAUCCUCAACCAAGUUGCUAGGAAUGAGAAAGCAUGGAAGAACUGGUUUGACACUGAUGCCCCGGAGGAGGAGCAGAUACCCGAUGGCUACAGCAACUCUCUGGACUCCUUCAGGAAGCUGCUUCUCAUCAGGUCAUGGUGUCCUGAUCGUACAAUCGCCCAGGCCCGUAUGUACAUCGCUGACUCAAUGGGACCCAAGUACGCUGAUGCUGUCAUUCUUAACCUGGAGGCCACGUGGGCAGAGAGCGAGCCCAGAGUCCCACUAAUCUGCUUCCUGUCCAUGGGCUCUGACCCCACCAACAGCAUCGAGGGGCUGAGCAAGAAACUCCAUGUCGAUUUCCGUGCCAUCUCCAUGGGUCAGGGACAAGAGGUUCACGCCAGGAAGCUGAUUCAGCAGUUCAUGGCCACUGGUGGCUGGGCACUCCUGCAGAACUGUCACUUGGGUCUGAACUUCUUGGAUGAGCUGCUUGAGACAGUGACAGAGACGCAUAAUGUCCAUGAGAGCUUCCGGGUGUGGAUCACCACAGAGCCCCACCCUCACUUCCCUAUCAGUCUGCUACAGGCCUCCAUUAAGUUCACCAAUGAACCGCCACAAGGGAUCAAGGCUGGACUGAAGAGGACGUAUGCUGGGAUAACCCAGGACUUCCUGGACGUGGUUUCCUUACCUCAGUGGAAACCCAUUCUCUAUGCAGUCUCCUUCAUGCACACUGUUGUCCAGGAAAGACGUAAAUUUGGCCCUCUUGGCUGGAAUAUCCCGUAUGAGUUUAACUCAGCAGAUUGGUAUGCUAGCGUACAGUUUGUACAGAACCAUCUUGAUGACUGUGAUAUCAAAAAGGGGAUAUCCUGGAACACUGUCAGGUACAUGUUUGGAGAAGUACAAUAUGGAGGCAGGGUUACUGAUGACUAUGACAAAAGGCUGCUCAACACAUUUGCCAGGGUCUGGUUUGGAGAUUUCAUGUUUGCGGAGUCCUUCCAGUUCUACACCAGAUACAAGAUUCCCAAGUGUCGCACAGUGGACCAGUUCCUGGAGUAUAUAGAAGAGCUUCCUGUGGUUGAUUCCCCAGAGGCCUUUGGCUUACAUUCCAAUGCCGAUAUCACGUACCAGAGUAACCUGGCCCGCAGUGUACUGGACAGUAUUCUCAGCAUCCAGCCUAAAGACAGCGGGGGAGGGGGAGGAGAGACCAGGGAAAGUGUUGUCUACAAGAUGGCUGAAGACAUGCUAGAAAAACUUCCCGCAGAUUAUAGCCCACAUUUGGUGAAGGAGCGACUGCGUAAAAUGGGCAUGCUGCAGCCGCUGAACAUCUUCCUGCGCCAGGAGAUUGACAGGAUGCAGAAGGUGAUCACAGCUGUAAGACUCACACUGACAGACCUCAAACUGGCCAUAGAGGGCACAAUCAUCAUGAGUGAGGGCCUGCGUGAUGCCCUGGACAACCUGUUUGAUGCCCGUGUACCGAAUGCUUGGAGGAAGGUGUCAUGGCAGUCCUCAACCAUCGGCUUUUGGUUCACCGAGUUGCUGGAGAGGAAUGAGCAGUUCAACACCUGGGUCUUUGUGGGCAGGCCAGACGUGUUCUGGAUGACCGGAUUUUUCAAUCCACAAGGUUUCUUGACAGCGAUGAGGCAAGAAGUGACACGAGCCCACAAAGGCUGGGCAUUAGACUCGGUCACCUUACACAACGAUGUGCUCAAGGCUUUCAAAGAGGACAUCACCACAGCUCCAGCUGAGGGAGUCUACGUGUAUGGCCUGUUCCUGGAUGGAGCGGGUUGGGACAGACGUAAUUGUCGCCUUACCGAGUCCCUGGCAAAGGUGCUUUUUACACCACUACCGGUCGUCCACAUGUUUGCCGUGAAUUCCACCGCUCCUAAAGACCCGCGCCUGUACCAGUGCCCCAUCUACAAAAAACCUCAGAGAACAGAUCUCACCUACAUCUCCUUCAUCGUCCUCAGAACAACAGUAAACCCUGAUCACUGGAUCCUGCGUGGGGUAGCAGCGCUUUGCGAUAUAAAAUAAAGUUGUAGGGUCAUCCACUUAUGAUGUUUCUGUUAAACCACAACAACUGCCAAAUCGUAGAAUUAUCUACUUUGUUAUUGUUGACACCUGGCAUCUUCUGUGAUACUUUUAACUGAUGUGCACCUCAUCUUUUGUUAAUGUGCCAAAUAAAUUGUUAUAUUUAUUAAACAGAAACUGA
Messenger RNA from Liolophura sinensis, 14240 nucleotides. Its product is annotated as dynein axonemal heavy chain 8-like. Lineage: Eukaryota; Metazoa; Mollusca; Polyplacophora; Chitonida; Chitonidae. Gene Ontology annotation, molecular function: minus-end-directed microtubule motor activity; dynein light intermediate chain binding; ATP binding. The record is from RefSeq and is a predicted model, not a curated record. Gene Ontology annotation, biological process: microtubule-based movement. Gene Ontology annotation, cellular component: axonemal dynein complex.